UAUCUGGGGAGCCACACAAGCGCAGCAUGACGAACGGCUUCGGGCUGUGCUAAAACGCGUCCAGACAGCUGGAAUCACUCUGAACCGCGAGAAGUGCGAGUUCAAUGUCACCGAGAUUUCGUUCUUGGGUCACAAAAUCGGAUGCAACGAGGUACGUCCCGAUAAACAGAAGCUCGCCGCCGUCACAGAGAUGCGUCACCCGACUUCGAAGACGGAACUACGACGCAUGAUGGGCAUGGCUACUUACCUAGCCCGCUUCGUGCCCCGCAUGGCCGAAGUUCUUCAACCUCUGUUUUCUAUGAUAAGUUCACGACAGGAAUUUGUGUGGGGCCCUGCGCAAGAAGAAGCCUUCCAGAACUGGAAGACGCUUCUUUCGUCAGAUCCUGUUCUAGGAAUCUACGACCCCAACCGCGAGACAGUGGUAUCGGCCGAUGCCUCAUCGUACGGUCUCGGGGCCGUCCUCCGCCAAAAACAAGACAAAGGCCGGGACUUGACGGUGGCCGACACUCUUUCCCGGUCACCGCUUCAAAAAGCGGAGUCCACUGAACUGGAGGACGACGUCCAGGGCUACCUCCAUUGGGUGGCGUCAUCAAUCCCGGUGACAGCCCCCAGCUUGCAACAGAUCGCCGAGGAACAAAAACGAGACCCGAACCAGUCCACUGAAGAAUGGAUUCAGUCCUGCGGAGCUGCUCAUGGGCCGGAGACUGCGCACGGCCCUUCCGACAUCGAGCGAAAGCCUUCAGCCCCGGACGCCAGACUUACGGAAGCUGGCGGCUUUUGAAAAGACGCAGCGUUGCCGCCAGAAGAAAGACUACGACCGACGCCAUGGAGUUCGGGACUUAUCGGAGUUGUCCGAUGGAACAGAGGUGUGGAUCAUAGACCUCCAAAGAAAAGGCAUCGUUCAGGGGCGCCCUGCGGAGCCAAGGUCGUAUUGGGUCGAAACCGAUGAGAGUUCUGUGCGAAGAAACCGGACGCAUCUAAUCCCACUGCCCGCGACGACUUCCGAAAACCGUUCAGAAACAGUGCAAGUUGCCCCGGAGUCGGCGGAAACAUCCAGUGAUCAGAGGACUGUAGCACCACAGUGCAACGACACGAGUCACACUCACACGCGAAGUGGAAGAUGUGUGGUUCCUCCAGCACGGUUCCAAGCGUCGUGACCCAACAGUUUGCGCCUGGAAAC
Ixodes scapularis (black-legged tick) is the source of this 1180-nucleotide messenger RNA. RefSeq names its product transposon Tf2-1 polyprotein. The record is from RefSeq and is a predicted model, not a curated record. Bases 191 to 781 code for a protein of 196 amino acids. Lineage: Eukaryota; Metazoa; Arthropoda; Arachnida; Ixodida; Ixodidae. The transcript has 3 exons.